AUGGCAACAACCGCAUCCGUUUUGGAUCGCGUACCGAUGAGUUCGAGCUACGCUUCGCUACCGGGCUCGCCCUCGAUGUUGCCCAUGGCGUCGUCGACCUCGUCGUCGCCGUCGACGUCGCUCAAGCUGCCAUCGCAGCAACCGCCGGCGCCGCUACAGUCCCAGCCUCAUCACCACCACCAGCCUCAUCCGCAGGCUGGGCCUUCCCACCAGCACAACCCGACGCCGAUGACCGCUCACCUCGGCGCGACCUACGCCGACCCACUCGGUCACCCGACAGCAUCGUCAUUACCUUCGACUUCAAUGUCAAUGGAUCAUCAUCACGGCGACCCGAUCCACGGUGUAGGCGCCAUGUCGGCGUCGUCAUCCCUGCCUCGCCUCGACUCGGCGGGACAUACGCUCGACCAAUCGGUCACCGCCGCGUCCCUGACCGUCGACAAGGCAUCGAUCCCUCGCCCUUACCAAUGCCCCUUGUGCUCGAGGGCUUUCUAUCGACUCGAACAUCAGACGAGGCAUCUCCGAACGCAUACAGGUAUGUUCCCUCCCCACCACCCGGUUCUCUUGCCAAGCCAGCGAGCGGAGAUUCGGUCGACGGUCGCGCUCGUACUUGGGGAGGGCGAAGCUGCACGUUAUCGCCAUUUCGACACCACCACCCCGCGGUGCGCCUUCGUUGCGAGUCGCGACUCCGCGCUUUCCCGACUACGGCUCACUCUGCACGUCGCAUCCGAGGCCUAGGUCCAAAAGUUGGACCUGGUGGUAGACUGUUGGUCAGCUUUGCCUGGCCUCCUUUCUGAACUGAAGUUCGACUGCCCGGCCACGGCGGGGCGAACUGGUUUUCCAUUGUCGGUGCGGUGCCUCCUAGGCACUCGAGCGCACGCGCGCCGACCGACGACUGGGUCGAAACGUUAUUCACGCUCCAAUAAUAACGCUCGAGCGGCGCGGAGCGGAGCAGGAAGACGGAGGCGGAGGGUCCCCGAGGACCCUGCAUUCCCAUGUGGCAUUCGGCGAUGAACACUGCACACGAUUGAUGACAGGAGGACUGAUCCGAGUUACUACACAUGCUCCUUCUGUACAGGCGAGAAACCGUUCAAAUGCGACCACCCAGGGUGAGUUUCAAACUCUCGAUCCCGUUUCACCCCCAAGAUCGCGAUCGCAGAUUCGCCUGUGGCCCUUGUCGGUCGUCGUCAAACGACACGCAUGGCUCGGAGCUCCGGUCGUUUUUAGCGCCGAGCGAGCCGCUUAGCGUGGGGGACCGGGGGGCCACAGCGGAGCGAAAGCCUGAAACGUGGCCCAAGCUCACCGAGCUGAUUGCCCCCGAUCUUCUCAUUCUUAUCUCAUGUGAUCUUCCUUUUACAGGUGCGAGAAGCGAUUUUCUCGAUCCGAUGAGUUGACGCGGCAUGUGAGGAUUCAUUCCACCGACCGGGGCAAGAAGAAGGCGGCGGCUCAGGCAGCGGCGGCCGCAGCGAUCGCUGCCGCCGGCGGGGUGCCUUCCUCAUCUUCGAAUGGUGGAGCAUCAACAAGUACGAGUGGGGUAACGACUCCGAGCAAGAGAUCGACGAACUCGACGCCGACGACGAGUCGCCCGCAUUCGCCGACCGAGGACGAGGGAUCGCCCGAACCCCCUCAACGACUACCGCCGCCGCCAGCGCACCCGGCCUAUGGACCUCCGAUGAUGGGCUAUGUUAGUUCUGUGACCCAUUCUGUAAGAUGUGAGGAACAAAUCGCUGACGUUGUUCUUUUUCGCGUGUAUUUCUCGCUCGCAGCCUUACGGAUACGCCCCGCCACCGCCGGGAUACCCGGCCUACUAUGGCCAGAUGCCGAUGUACGCCUAUCCUUACGGCCCACCACCGCCGCAACACUAUCCUCCGCCGGCGCCGCAUUACCCACCGCUCGGCUAUGGGUUCUCUCUGCCGCCUCAGCAUCCUCAGCAACAGCCUCACCAUCCUCAACACCCCCAACACGCUCCGCAACAGUCACACCCUCAACAGCAGCAGCAACAGCAACAGCAAACACCGCAUGCUCCUCUUCCUCCGCCGACACCGACAGAACAACCGCGCCCGUUGAAUGCGUUGGCUUUGGCUGCGGCGAGCGGAUUGCACGAGAUGGAGCGCGAGCGGGAAAUUGCAACGCAGCGGGAAAAGGACAGCAAGAACAACUCGCCAUACGGGUCGUACGAUCCUGGGGCCUACUGGCCGCAGUACCCGGGGCAGGCACCACCGCACUAUCCCUUGCCGAUGCAGCAGCCUCAAGCAAUGCCACCGCCGCCACCACCGCAGCAGCACCAGCAACAUCAGCACCAUCAGCAACAACAUCAACAGCAGCAGCAGCAGCAACCGAGCGUGCACUCGAACCUCGUUCCGUCGAGUGAGGACCACAAACCCCAAGUUGGCGCAUCGAGCUCGUCGUCCUCUUCCCAUGCAGGUCCAAGACGGCACCGUCCAUCCCACGGCACGCAUUCGCAUCCUCAUCUACCGCACCCGAGCUUGCCUCACAACGACGACACCGCGGCACGGCAUUCGUACUCGCACGAUGCGUCGCACCCGGCGCACCACUCUUCGUUCUCGCGCUUGCAACACCGACAUACGUACUCGCCGUACGCGACGGCGGCCUCGACGGACCAUUCGCGAACCACGAGCCCAGCGCUGAGCCAUUCUGAUGGCGAUUCGGACGACGGGCGGCCGACGAUGGGCCUCGCUACGGUUCCCGGGUCGGGUCACCAGCACGCGAUGGGCCAACUGCAACAGGCGUUGGCAUACCACGCGCAGCCGUCGACGAGCCCCGUGCUCGGCCCGCUCAAGGGCCUGACGUUGAUGAGCGCCGCUGCAAGUCGAGCUGGUUCGAGACAUCAGUCUCGCGCGAGCAGUCCCGUCCACCUCGCCCCUCUGCACCUUCCACCUUCGCUAGAGCGGAUUGCCAACGGCGCGGGGAUGCUGCGGCCCGACGGGACGCCGUUCUUGCCCGAAGGUUCGGCGCCGAACAGCCCUGAGAACCGAGGGCAUGGCCAGAUCCCUUCGAACCACCAUUCGCCAGCGGCGAUGCCAAUGAUCAACCGGUCCGGCGGGUCGACAAGCUCCAACUCGAGUUACGGCAGUCCUGCGAUCCCGAGCCACCUGGCCGCGGCCGCGUCGAACCAACAGACGACGUUGCCGAGUCUGGGCUCCUUGGGUGCGAUGCUCAACCACCAAUCAAGCAACAGCAACAACCAGAACAGUCAGAACAAUAGCAACGUCGGGUCCGCAGGUUCAUCAACCUUUUUCCCCAAGUCGUCGUCGUCGUCGCAAGCCGCCUCGCCGCUCGGAGGUGGUUUCGAUCACUCGUCGCAGCCUGGGUCGCAUCCCUCGUCGACGUCCAACUCAAACUCGGCCAGCUCGGACUCGCUCGCUGCGAUGGGCAACGCGAGCGCCAGCCAUUCGAACUAUCCGCGAUCCGGGUUCACGCUUUCUCCCCUUCAUACUGCGAGCAAUUCGCAUCAGCAACAGCAGCAAGGGCCCGGAGGGAACGAUGCCAUGGAGAUUUGA
Messenger RNA from Microbotryum saponariae, 3518 nucleotides. NCBI's taxonomy places the organism in Eukaryota, Fungi, Basidiomycota, Microbotryomycetes, Microbotryales, Microbotryaceae. The record is from the annotation of a GenBank genome assembly.